Messenger RNA from Scleropages formosus (Asian bonytongue), 4378 nucleotides. It is a transcript of the gene nr3c2, whose product is annotated as nuclear receptor subfamily 3, group C, member 2. Gene Ontology annotation, molecular function: zinc ion binding; sequence-specific DNA binding; DNA-binding transcription factor activity. Gene Ontology annotation, biological process: regulation of DNA-templated transcription. Lineage: Eukaryota; Metazoa; Chordata; Actinopteri; Osteoglossiformes; Osteoglossidae. The record is from RefSeq and is a predicted model, not a curated record. Bases 423 to 3332 code for a protein of 969 amino acids. The transcript has 9 exons.
GGCUCCGCCGCUGCGCUCCGCGUCCUCGGCGCUCGGCGGGGAAUGUGGUGCGGAAUAUGAGAGCCCCGAGGGCUCCGACGGGGGCGUCUUCGCUGUGGCCGUAAAUCGCGCUCGGGGAGCAGUGGGAGCGCCGCUCCUGCCGCCGCCGCCGCGCAGCCUUUUUCGCAAGUGAAACUAGUGCGCGCGCACGGCAGCAACAGUGAGUGAGCAAGAGUGUGUGUGCACGGCGGGGACGGAGUCGGGAAGAAGAGCCACUGACUGAUGAGUUCUUCAUCACCACCAUCAUCAUCAUCAGCAUCAUCCUCAUCCUCAUCACCGUCAUCGUCGUCCUUUCGCGCGUGGAUUACUGGUGUCCGGCAGCAGCGGCGGCAGCCACCUGACCAACCUGGAUGUCGUGAUUAAGGUGUGUCGAUGAUUCAGUCAUGGAGACCAAAAAAUACCAAAGUUUAUUUGAGGGAGGUGACAGUGGGAGCCAGUGGGUUCACUCGGCAGAGUACCCUGGUGCAAUGGAACAGGGCGCUCAGACCAACAGUGAUGUUCUGAUGGACAUUGUUAAUGCCGGCUGCCCUUCUGCCUCGGAAAUGACCUUCAAAAACAGCAGCGCAGAGAAGAUGGCUCAACCCACCCUUUGCCCCAGCCAGAGCCAGUCAUUUACUUUUCCAGGUUUUAGUGGUCCUGUGACUGGUGCAAAAAUGGAGAUGGAUUCCAAAGAGCUAUCCAAGACGGUGGCGGAGUCAAUGGGCUUGUACAUGAACUCUGUGAGAGAGGCUGACUACCCGCUUGGCCCACAAAAUGCCCCAGGAGGUCACUGCAGCCCGGGCAAAGCAUGUCUGCCCAGUGGGCAGCGCCCAGAGGACAGUAUAGGCCUGUCAUCAGAGAGCCCAAAUCCGAAAGCUUCUCCUUCGGCCUACAUCGCUGUACCCCGUCCGCUCAACGUACCUCCCUUGGACAGCACCUCCGGGGCCCGGCGGGGUGCUGGCACCGUGGUCUUGACGCUUCACGGCAGUUCUCCAGGCUCUAAUAGCUCCAGCCCUGGAGGUAAUAAUGCGGUGUCGUCAACCUCGAGCCCGACGUUCUUCAGAACCGCCGGCCCGUCCCUGGGCAGCCCCUUGGGCCAGAACACUGCUCCAGGCCUCUCUAACGUGCAUCCCAGCAACGCCAGCACCUGCAGCCCAGCUGGCACAGGCGUCAUGGGGUCUCCGCAAACCAGUCCUCUUGACGUCAUGAGGUCACCCAUCUCCAGUCCGCAGAGCAUGGGGAGCGUGAGGUCCCCACCGUCCUGCAGUGCCAAUGUGAGGUCUUCUGUGUCCAGCCCAGCCGGUGGUGCCAGCAACAUCAGCAACAGCAACAUGCGGGGCUCCAUCUACAGUCCUGGACCUGGUGGUACCGUGCCUCAGACCAGUCCCAGGAAUCUGACGGGCUUCCCUAUGUCCAGCCCUGCUGGUGGACUGGGCCUAGUGCAGAGUGACAUCCACAGUCCGGAAGAGAGAGACCAAGACCUGAAGGGCUUUGAAUUCCCCAAGGUGGAAUGUGCUGAUGGUGAACAGUACAACAUUGGCCUGGACCACAUGGGCAUGGUGAAAUACAUAAAGAAUGAACCAGAUACAGACUUUAGGAGCAUGUGUCUGGGCAACAACAAGAGCAGAAUAGCCAACUCGGCUUUUCCUGUACAGGUUAAAAGUGAGCCAAGCAAAGAAGGACCGUGCUUGAACCCUGGCUACAGUGAGCCGGAGUCUUUAAAUAUGUUCCAUACACCUGAGACCUCGUACUUGUCUUUGAGGGACAAUGUGGAUGAAUACAGUCUCUCUGGAAUUUUAGGGCCUCCUCUUUCUUCAGUGAGCGGUAGCUAUGAACCCGGUGUUUUCUCCAACAGUGUGUUUCCAAAGGGGAUUAAGCAGGAGUACAACAGUGACAGCUACUACUCAGAGAGUAGCAGCACGCAAACUCCAGCUAUUGUAGGAGUUAAUUCAGGAGGACAUUCGUUUCAUUACCAGAUCGGAGCGCAAGGAACUAUGUCUUUUUCGCGGCACGAUGUCCGAGACCAGUCAAAUUCCUUGCUGAAUUUGAUUUCCCCUGUUACGGCGUUAAUGGAGACGUGGAAAGCACGCCGAGGUCUGCCGCAAACCCCUCUGUCAUCACAAGGGGAAGGUUACCCUGGACAGAGCUGCUUGGCGGAAAGCAUGUCAAGCUCGUCGCUAAGACACUCGUCCCUGGGCUCCUCUACGGCCAAAGUGUGCUUGGUGUGUGGAGACGAGGCCUCGGGAUGUCACUACGGGGUCGUCACGUGUGGCAGCUGUAAGGUCUUCUUCAAACGGGCCGUGGAAGGCCAGCACAACUACCUGUGCGCGGGGAGGAACGACUGCAUCAUCGACAAGAUCCGCAGGAAGAACUGCCCGGCGUGUCGGGUACGGAAGUGUCUUCAGGCUGGAAUGAAUUUGGGAGCUCGGAAGUCCAAGAAGCUGGGGAAGCUGAAGGGUGUGAGCGAGGAGUCGCCGCUGCAGAGCCCCAAGGAGUCUCAGAAGGACGCGGGAUCGGGUGCCGCCCUGGUCCCGCACGUCCCCGGGGUCACGCCCUACUUGUCGCCGUCCAUCUGCAGCGUGCUGGAGCUCAUCGAGCCAGAGGUGGUGUACGCCGGCUACGACAACACCCAGGCGGACACCACGGACCACCUGCUGUCCAGCCUCAACCAUCUGGCGGGGAAGCAGAUGAUCCGGGUGGUCAAGUGGGCCAAAGUACUUCCAGGGUUCCGGAGCUUGCCCAUCGAGGACCAGAUCACCCUCAUUCAGUACUCCUGGAUGUGCUUGUCCUCCUUCGCCCUCAGCUGGAGGUCCUACAAACACACCAACGGCCAGAUGCUCUACUUCGCCCCGGAUCUCAUUUUCAACGAGGAGCGCAUGCAGCGGUCGGCUAUGUACGACCUGUGCCUGAGCAUGCGGCAGGUGAGCCAGGAGUUUGUGAGGCUGCAGCUCACCUACGAUGAGUACCUGGCCAUGAAGGUGCUCCUGCUGCUGAGCACAGUUCCCAAGGAAGGCCUGAAGAACCAGCCGGCGUUCGAGGAGAUGAGGGUGAACUACAUCAAGGAGCUGCGGAGAGCCGUGGGAAAGGCCACCAAUAACUCGGGACAGACGUGGCAGAGGUUCUUCCAGCUGACCAAACUGCUGGACGCCAUGCAUGACCUGGUAGGAAACCUGCUGGACUUCUGCUUCUACACGUUCCGGGAGUCGCAGGCGCUGAAGGUGGAGUUCCCCGACAUGCUGGUGGAGAUCAUCAGCGACCAGAUACCAAAGGUGGAGGCGGGCCUCACGCAAACGCUCUACUUUCACAAGAAGUGAAGGAGGAGAGCGGCCCGGAGGGGGGAGGGACCUCGCCUUAACGCAGUCCGCGGUCUUCCCCCGGGAGGACGGGGACGGAGGGGGGAGGGGGGGGGUCGGUCGCUCGCGCCUCGGACGGCCGCCCGCCGCGGGACGGCGCCUGCGGGGACGACGAGGCGCCGGGACGGACUUCGCGACGGCAGAGCGGGCCUCGGGCCUCGGGCCGCCAGCGGUGACGACCGCAGCGUUGCCGGCGGAAACGAAGCCAUGCGUUUGUUUGGUCAAACCACGACCUGCGCGCACGCACGCAUACACACACUCGCAGCGCGCAGGUGCGCGCACCUCACCUCCGACGCUCCUCUGUGGGAAAAUCAGCGCAAGCUUUUGCUUUGCAGUAACGCUGAGAAAAAAGGAAAAGGAAGAAAAAAAACAAAAAAAAAAAAAAAGCAUUUUAACUGGAGAUGUGCCAUUUUCCCUCGUGGGGGGGGGAGAAAAACCGGACAUCCGAGGUUCACGUCUAGUAUAUUUCAGCAUUUGCAAGGGCUAUACGAGUUUCACGAUUAAUUGAACGGUAGCAGAAAAAAGUUUAAAGUAAUCCGAUAAGUACACAUUGCAUAUAUACCGUGCGCACGGAGGCAGCAGAACAACGCAUUCUUCAGUGUGUGUACGCAUUUUACAGCAAUCACGCUUUUACUGAUAUGCAAAACGGUCACGUGAUGGGUCGGAAAGGAACAGAAAAGCCGGGGGAUGGAACUGAAGUUGCCGGAUCUUCUAGUUUGGUGGUCUCGGUGUGAGGCCGCUUGAUAAAUAUGCAUUAAAAACAACAUAGUGGUCCUCCGCUAGUGCAGGAGGAGAUGCAGGGGGGAAAAUAAAAAUCAGAAACGAUGCAACUCGGUUCCAUUAGCAAUAUGACUUUUAACUGGGAUUUUUUUUUUUUUUUUUUUUCCUUUGAUAGGAUGCGUGUAGCUGUAAUAUAUUUAAUAUUUGCCAUUUUUUAAUUUUGCUUGGUUUAUAGCCCUACAUAUAUACUCACUCACUUUAAACCAGCUCUUUGUAAAAAAAAAAAA